UUGGUGGGACUGCUCAUGGCCGUCUUCUCUGACAAAGGGAAUUACUACUGGUGGCUUCUUCCUCCUGUGGCAGUUAUAUCAAUGGCCUGUCCAAUCCUGUCCAGUGCUUUGGGAUCCAUCUUCAAUAAAUGGGACCUUCCUGUUUUCACUCUGCCCUUCAAUAUUGCCGUGACUUUGUACUUGGCAGCCACAGGACACUACAACCCCUUCUUCCCUACAACCCUCAUCAAGCCUGUAGCAUCAGUGCCCAAUAUCACCUGGUCGGCAAUCAAUGUGCCACUGCUCUUGCAGUCCAUCCCAGUCGGUGUUGGUCAAGUGUAUGGUUGUGACAACCCCUGGACUGGAGGCAUCAUCCUUGUUGCUUUACUUAUCUCCUCCCCGCUUAUUUGUUUACAUGCUGCAAUUGGAUCGACAGUGGGGAUGUUUGCAGCACUGAGCAUUGCAUCACCAUUUGACAGCAUCUACCUUGGCUUACACAAUUACAACUGCGCACUCGCGUGCACUGCGAUUGGGGGCAUGUUCUACGCCCUGACCUGGCAGACUCAUUUGCUGUCACUUGCCUGUGCAUUAUUUUGUGCCUACUCCGGAGCAGCUCUUGCUAAUGCCCUGUCAGUGAACAUCAAAAUGGAAAACAGUGUUGAUGUGAAGAUAGAAACCAAGGGGGAAAGAAAGUCAGUAAAGCGGAAUCCACUAAGCAAAGCUGGGAAGAGAGUCUGCAGAGCUGUUGGGUACAUCACUGGAGACAUGAAGGAAUUUGGAGCCUGGCUGAAAGAUAAACCUCUCAUGAUCCAGUUUAUUGACUGGGUGCUGCGUGGGAUAUCCCAGGUGAUGUUUGUCAACAAUCCCCUCAGUGGGCUUGUCGUGGUUGCUGGCUUCCUAGUGCAGAACCCUUGGUGGACACUCACAGGCUGUUUAGGAACAGUUGUCUCAACUUUUGCAGCACUUAUUCUGGGUCAGGACAGAUCAGCCAUAGCAGCAGGCCUGUACGGCUAUAACGGGGUCUUGGUGGGAUUGCUCAUGGCCGUCUUCUCUGCUAAGGGAGACUACUAUUGGUGGCUUCUACUGCCGGUAACACUGGUGUCCAUGAUGUGCCCUAUUUUCACCAGCUCUUUAAGCUCAAUCUUCUGUAAGUGGGAUCUGCCUGUUUUCACCUUGCCUUUCAACUUGGCCUUGACCUUCUACCUGGCUGCAUCAGGACCCCAUAACCUCUUCUUCCCAACAACUGUCAUUCAGCCUGCAACAGCAACACCAAACAUCACCUGGGCAGAUGCUGAAAUGCCAAUGCUCCUGCAAUCCAUUCCAGUUGGGGUGGGUCAGGUUUAUGGCUGUGAUAACCCCUGGACUGGAGGAAUUUUUCUGAUUGCUUUAUUUAUCUCUUCUCCACUCAUUUGCCUGCAUGCGGCAAUCGGAUCAGCUGUGGGGAUGUUGGCAGCACUGAGCUUAGCAACACCUUUCAGCAAAAUCUACUCCGGCUUGUGGGGCUACAACAGCUCCCUCUCGUGCAUUGCAAUCGGAGGCAUGUUCUACGCUUUCACCUGGAAGACACAUUUGCUGGCAAUUGCCUGCGCGCUCUUCAGUGCCUACCUGGGAGCAACGUUGUCUAACAUGUUGUCUGUGUUUGGGGUGCCAUCAGGAACUUGGUCUUUUUGUUUGUCCGCAUUGACCUUCCUAUUAAUAACCACAAACAACUCUGCUAUCUACAAGCUGCCACUCUCCAAAGUCACCUAUCCAGAAGCCAACCGAGCUUAUUACCUGAAGAUGAAGAAGCAUCAGAGGUCUUGCUGUGAGGUAUAAAUACCCAAGAAGAGGGAUACUUGGUGGAUUUUAAGGCAAGAGUGCAAGUUGUUUCCCCAGAAAGUGUGAUUUGUGUGCUAUAAAGUCGAAAGACUGAAAAAAAAUUGACAACUUCUGAGUGGAGAGCCUUUUCCCACCACAUUCUUUUGUUCUACUCUGAUUAGAUAGGACUGUGCUAUGUUGGAAGGACCUUUCCCAAGACCAAUCUGUAAUGAUUUAAAAACACAUAUGUCUGAAAAGACACUUGAAUUUUAAGCAGUGGGGAUAUGACAUAGAAGUUAAAAAUCUAUAGUAGUUGUUAAAUCCAAGUCAUGGCAAUCAGACAUAAAGCAAUAAAGAGCAGAGCAUCUCUCAUCAUCUGAUGGGACUCCCUAAUUAAUGGUUAAAACCAUCUUACAACAGUAAUAGGAUACGUCUUAGAGAGCUUGAUAGUAGCAGAGAAGUGGAAUAAAGAGUACCCUUUGCUAAGUAGAAAAUGGGUAGUGAAGAAUUCUACCUGCAGGAUCUCUCAAGCCCAGUGGAGAGAGAUGUGCAUUAGCAUCAUCACACACAAGAUGGACAGAGACAAACUGCAGGCAGCAUUGCUAACACUCGCAAGACUUGUGGUAAAAAUCACAAUAAUGUCAGGGAGGGAGUGUCUACCAGCCCCACCAUUUGGAUGUUUUAGUUUGCACUAGGCUUUAACAUUUCAUGAAAAAAAAAAAAAAAAAAAAAAUUUCAGGCUUACCCAGUUGCAGGGAAAAGUCUGUAAACCAAAGGCCAAGGAAGAAAAUGCUGGUGAAAAGAAUCUUUUUCUUAAAAA
Molecule: messenger RNA, 2596 nt
Organism: Athene cunicularia (burrowing owl)
Lineage: Eukaryota; Metazoa; Chordata; Aves; Strigiformes; Strigidae
Product: urea transporter 2-like
Exons: 13
Coding region: 16-1794 (592 amino acids)
Biological process (GO): urea transmembrane transport
Cellular component (GO): membrane
Molecular function (GO): urea transmembrane transporter activity
Source: RefSeq, a predicted model, not a curated record